AUGGGAAUUAAAGUGGAGGAGACAGAGACAGUACGUCCCCCAGAUGGUGGCUGGGGCUGGGCUGUUCUGCUGGGAGGUUUUGUCAUCACUGGCUUUUCAUAUGCUUUUCCAAAAGCUAUUAGUGUUUAUUUCAAAGAACUGAUGCGAGACUUUGACUGUGGUUACAGUGACACGGCCUGGAUUUCAUCCAUCAUGUUAGCUAUGCUCUAUGGCUCAGGUCCAGUCUCCAGCAUCAUGGUUAAUAAAUUUGGAUGUCGUCCAGUGAUGCUGAUUGGAGGAUUACUGGCCUCAGGAGGGAUGAUAGGUGCCUCUUUCACUACUAACAUUAUCCAGCUCUACCUCACUGCAGGUGUCAUUACAGGUCUUGGCCUUGCCUUGAACUUCCAACCAUCACUGAUUAUGCUGGGGUCUUAUUUUGACAAACGGAGACCACUGGCCAAUGGACUGGCUGCAGCUGGAAGCCCAGUAUUUCUGUCAGCUCUUUCUCCAUUAGGUCAAGUGCUGCUGAACCGUUAUGGAUGGAGAGGAGGAUUUCUGAUCAUGGGUGGUCUUCUGCUAAAUUGUUGCAUCUGCGGAGCUGUUAUGAGACCCCUGAAAUGCAAAGAAAGGAGAACGAUGGCGAAAGGAGAGGCCUACUCCCAAGAGCUCAAAGAAAUGCUGCCUUCUAGGGCCGGACAAGAGAGUAACAUUUGUAAACACCAUAAUGCUGAAAAGCCUAGGAAAAAGAAGCUUUUGGACUUCAGUGUACUUUGUGACCAAGGGCUAAUUAUCUAUAUCAUUGCAAAAUUUAUAGUUGUCCUUGGCCUGUUUGUUCCAACUAUUCUCUUAGUCAACUAUGCUAAGGAUCAAGGAGUGCCCGACCAGGAUGCUGCCUUUCUGUUAUCUAUUAUAGGAUUUAUUGACAUCUUUGCCCGUCCCACAUGUGGCAUAUUGGCUGGUUUUAAAUGGAUUCGACCCAAGAUGCCUUAUUUCUUCAGCCUUGCCUUGCUCUUCAAUGGCCUAACAGAUGUUUGUUCAGCCACAAGCACAGAUUAUAAGGGGUUAGUUAUCUUCUGUGUGUUCUUUGGGCUCUCUUAUGGCAUGGUGGGUGCUCUACAGUUCGAAGUGCUAAUGGGUAUUGUGGGGACAAGCAGUUUUUCCAGUGCACUUGGCCUAGUGCUCCUCAUAGAGGCAGUGGCUGUGCUGAUUGGACCUCCCUCUGCUGGUUAUUUGGUAGAUGCUUACAAGAACUAUGAACUCAUUUUUUACAUGGCUGGCGGAGAGCUGAUCACUGCUGGAAUAUUUCUUUCCCUUGCAUCAUUCUGCUGCAUUAAGCAAAAGAAAAGAAAAGACUCAUCUAAGAUUCAUCAUGCUGAUGUGGCAAAUAAUCAUGUUAGGAAUGAAUCAGAUCAAGCCUAAAAGAUGAAGAGUGAAGAGAGCUCUGCUGUUUGGAGAGUGACAUUUACAUACAGUUAAAGAUGAACUCAUUAAAAAGGUUUUACUCCUAAAGAAAUUAUUUCCCAAUGUAUGUAUAAAAUCAUGACCCCUCACAUGAGGUCAUAUCAUUAACCUUAUGCGGGGUGUCCCCUCAUGGGGGUGCCCAUGUUAGAAUCACAUGAUCAGUCGAAUAGUACUCACUUAAUCUCAGUAACCACCCAGUUAUUGGACAUUUUCACUCAUGGAUUAAAUGAAUCAU
Messenger RNA from Myxocyprinus asiaticus (Chinese sucker), 1675 nucleotides. It is a transcript of the gene slc16a8, whose product is annotated as solute carrier family 16 member 8. Gene Ontology annotation, molecular function: monocarboxylic acid transmembrane transporter activity. The record is from RefSeq and is a predicted model, not a curated record. The coding region runs from base 1 to 1398 and encodes 465 amino acids. Gene Ontology annotation, cellular component: membrane. NCBI's taxonomy places the organism in Eukaryota, Metazoa, Chordata, Actinopteri, Cypriniformes, Catostomidae. Gene Ontology annotation, biological process: transmembrane transport; monocarboxylic acid transport. The transcript has 4 exons.